CAUUUAAAAUUGCAAUCAACAGUUUCUCUCGUAACUACACAAUGAAAUCAAACAAUACUAUUGCGUCCAUUAUAAUUCUCUGCAUUAAUCUUAUUUUUGCUUCAACCCUUGUCUCUUCCACUCCAAAUCCUAAGACACCACCAACUCAUCCCAAAACACCACCUCCUCCAUCAAAACUCCCACCAAGUCAAAUGACACCACCACCCCAUCUCAUGACACCACCACCUAUGGUACCUCCUUCCGUGCAACCUUCUACACCCCCACCAACUAUGACGAUCGCACCACCUUGUCCUACUACACCACCACCUACAACAAAUCCAUCCGCACCCCCUUCAAAUCCUAUGACAACACCUCCCAUAGUCUCUCCUUCCACACCACCGCCAAGUCCUACGGCAACACCCCCUAUGAUCUCUCCUUCCACACCACCACCAAGAUAUUUGACACCCCCGCCUAAGAUAACUCCUACGACGUCACCUACUUGUCAAAUAGGAAGAUUGAGUGUUUGUGCCAAUGUGUUGAAUGUUGUGAACGUAGGGAUUGGACGAGAUACUAAGCCUUGUUGCAACCUCAUCAAUGGUCUUAUUGAUCUCGAAGCCUCUAUAUGUCUAUGCGCUGCACUUAAGGCUAAUAUCUUGGGAAUCAUCAUUAUUGAUCUUAACAUUCCCUUGCAAUUAAUCUUGAACCGAUGUGGGCGUCAAAUGCCUACAAAUUUCAAAUGCAGCCGUUAAGACCAAUAAAAUGCAUGAUCGAUAUGAUGGCUUAUGCACGCCAUCACCAAUGGACUAUUCCUAUUAUAUUAUAUUAUAUUAACGAAAUAAGUUCUACUAAAUAAAAACUGUUCAUUAUAUUAAUACUAAAAUAUAUAUUUGUAUUAUUGUGUUUAAUUAUUAUAUCGAUGGAAGACGCUGUCUUUGUCGAUAGUUGUUGGAUGUCAAAGAUGAUGAAGAAGUAGAUUUUUCAU
Vicia villosa (hairy vetch) is the source of this 961-nucleotide messenger RNA. Its product is annotated as lipid transfer protein EARLI 1-like. The transcript has a single exon. NCBI's taxonomy places the organism in Eukaryota, Viridiplantae, Streptophyta, Magnoliopsida, Fabales, Fabaceae. Bases 42 to 728 code for a protein of 228 amino acids. The record is from RefSeq and is a predicted model, not a curated record.